AUGAAGAACUUGAAAGUCUUGAACAAGUCCAGAAUUGUUGCAGAUUCACAGACGUGUCCUGAUCUGCCAAUUUUGGACUCCUGUUUUGACCUAAUCUCAGAUUCUCUGACUUUGGCAUUGGGUUCAGAAGAAUUUGCUGUCAUCGAGAUUCAGCAAUUCCAGAAAAAUGGUGCAGUCCGUGUCCUGGCUUCUGUUCCUUUUCGGGAAGGUGACACUCUCUUGAGCUUGUCUCAUUUUGAGGACUCCAAUCAGCUAGUUCUUAUCUUUUCUAAGGGUGAUAUCAUAACUGCAACCUACGAUCCUUCAAGUCUUGACAUAGACCAAACUUUCGUUGAAAUUAUCGGAAGUAUCGAUUGUGGUAUAAAGUCUGCAAAAUGGUCUCAUGAUGAAGAGAUUUUAUCCAUUGUCACUAAUGAGCAUAACCUUCUACUUUUCUCAAGAUUCUUAGAUUUGGUAUUGGAAAAAAAAAUCGAUCCUUCAGAUUUACAAUUAAAUAAUCAAGUGUCUUUAGGUUGGGGUAAGGAAGAGACUCAGUUCAAAGGUAGAGGUAUCAAGCAAAUAGAAAGAGAACGAAAGAUAUUGAAAAAUGCUGGACUUAAUAUAGAUAGUGAAAACGCAAUCUUAUGUGAUCCAACAAUCAAAGAAAUACAGGCGGGUAAUCUAUCUAAGUUCGACUCCCAAUCUUACGAGAUUUCUUGGAGGGGAGACUGUCAGUUUUUUGCCAUUUCUUGUAUAGAAACACUGCCUGAAAAAGAUCAAACCAGAAGGGUGAUUAGAGUCUAUUCAAGAGAGGGAGAUUUGAUAUCGUGUUCUGAACCAAUCGAUGGCCAAGAACACUCGUUAUCUUGGAAGCCUCAAGGAUCUUUGAUUGCUUCCACUCAGAGAAGAUUCGAGCCCGAAAUAAAUGAUUUGGUUUUAGAUGUUAUCUUUUUCGAAAAAAAUGGCCUAAGGCAUGGUGAGUUUGAUUCUAGACUGAACGCAUCACUCGACAAUAUCUACCAAAUUGACUGGUCUUCCAAUAGCGAAUAUCUGCUUUUGCAACUAGAAUCUUCAGUUCAGCUCUGGUAUGUCAAGAAUUAUCAUUGGUAUCUAAAGCAAGAAAUUUCAGCUUAUAAUAACGAGAAGAUUCUAUUUACAAAAUUUCAUCCUGAGAAACCUUCCAAACUUAUGAUAGGUACCUCUGCUUCAAUUGAAAUUGUUGACAUGUCUUAUACAACCACCAAGGGGUGUACUUCGCCACCUCACGAUGCGGGUGUGAACUUAGUGAUUGAUGGUAUGACAUGUAUGUUAACUCCAUUUGCAAAGGCUAGCGUCCCUCCUCCCAUUGCUUACCGCGAUAUAGACGUGGACGAACGUUCGAUAAAUAGUGUUUCCAUCUCACACAAUAAUAAACUCAUUUCCAUACUGACGAGCUCAUUUCUUUAUUUAUUCCAUGGCGAUGAAAACUGGGAUUUUAAGUUGACUGAUAGAUUUCGAAUCACAGACAUUUCCCAAAACUCAAUCUAUCCAAGGCAAGUUACAAUAGCUGGAAAUGAUAAGGUUUACGUACUAUUUGAUGAAGUUUUAAUGAAUCUAUCUAGUAUAGCCGAGUUCGAAGCAGGAGGUGAUUCUCUUACUUUGAAAAGGGUCACUCCCGUGCCUAGCACUAAGGUCAUUACGUUGUCUACAGACUUGGAAUUCGAAAGUCUGGUUUUCGAAACCAUAGACGGUUCAAUCUUUAGUUUGGAUGCAAACUCAGAGAUUUUAUCGUUGGGCCAGUUUCCUCAAAUAUGUACUGAUUUCAUUGUGGCCGAUCUAACCAAAACAGAAGAUGGCUCUGAAAACGACACUUUCCUAUCAACAAUAAAGGUACCAAUCGGUUUAAUGUCUAGCGGUAAAUUGUAUGUCAAUUCCAAAUUGAUCAGUCAAGGUGUUACGUCAAUGCUAGUCACUGGUUCUUACUUACUGUACACUACAGCACAGCACCAAUUGAAGUUUAUUCACUUGCUACAAAACGAAACGCUUUACAACGAUGAGGAGUUCAAGGAUACUGUUGCCAGUGAGACAGACGUAAACUUUGGCCUUCAUGAUGAAAGAAUCAGAAAUAUAGAAAGGGGCUCAGUAUUAGUCAAUGCAAUUCCUUCUAAAUCAUGUGUGAUUUUACAAGCUCCAAGAGGUAAUUUGGAAAGCAUUUAUCCUAGAAUUAUGGUUUUAAGCGAUGUUCGUAAAGCCAUCAAAGCAGCAGAUUAUAAAACUGCUUUUUUGACUUGUAGGGUUCAUAGAAUUGCAUUAGAUAUUUUACACGAUUAUGAUCCAGAACUAUUCUUCAAAAACGUUGAGAAAUUUAUAAAUCAAUUGGGAAAAGUUGAAUAUUUAGAUUUAUUCUUAUCUUGCUUGUUGGAGCAAGACGUUUGUGAAACCAAAUAUAAAGAAAGUACUGGCUCUAAUACUACAACAGCUCAAGAAAUCACUGACAAUUUAAGUAAGAUUAACCUGAAUCGUACGGAAAAAGGUCUUGAAAAGACCAGAAAAAUCUGUGACGCAAUUUUAGAAGUUCUACUUAACAACAAGAAAUACAAACAGCAAUAUUUACAAUCUAUAAUCACAGCGUAUGCAGCUCAGAAACCGCCAAGAACUCAGGAAGCCUUGGAACUAAUUUCUACCUUUGACAACGACCAAGAAAUUGAGAAGUCAGUCCAGCAUUUAUGUUUCCUAUUGGAUGUGAAUAAAUUGUACAAUAUUGCAUUGGGUAUAUAUAACAUUCCGUUGGCAUUAGUGGUUGCACAGCAAAGUCAAAAGGAUCCGAAAGAAUAUUUACCUUUUUUGCAAGGGUUAUAUGAGGAAACAGAGUUGAGGAGACGUUUUAUGGUCGAUUCCUAUUUGAAGAAGUUUGAUAAGGCUUUGAAUUCUUUGAUACAAAUACCAAUUUCAGAAAAGCAUGACAUCAAAGAAGAGAUCAUUGAGUUCAUUAUUGAACAUGAAUUAUACAAGCAUGCUUUAUCGUUAUACAAGCAUGAUGAAGAAAAUUUCAAUGUGAUACUAAGACACUAUGCUAGCUUUUUACAGGCAACGCAGAAGUACACUCAAGCAGCUAUCAUUUAUGAGAAAUUGUCAAAGUUCGAGGAAGCGUUAGACAAUUAUAUCUGGGGCAAAAAGUGGAGAGAAGCAAUCAGUAUUGCUUUGAAGCCUGAAUACAAAGAAUCAAAACUGAUUGCUACAUGUAAUUCGUUGAUUGAAAGUUUAACUUUAACCCAUGAGUAUAAGGCUGCUGCAUACAUAAGUUUCAAAUAUUUGAACAAUAUCAAGGAAGCAUUGGAAUACUACGGUAAAGAGUAUGAAUACUCCACUGCAAUUCAAUUAUGCCUCGAGGAAGGGAAGCCGGAAUUGAUUGAAGAAGUUGUCGAUCCCUCAAUAAGAGAAGGUUUUGGCUCAAUUGCAGAGUUGCUUGCAGAUUGCAAGGGGCAAAUCGAGUCACAGUUGAAGAGGCUACGUGAUCUACGUGAAAAGAAGAAUCUAGAUCCUUAUGCAUUUUAUGGAGAGAUUCGUGGGAAUGAAAACACACCAGAUAAUGUAUCGAUUGCACCAUCUGAGACUUCGACCAAGGAAUCUUUCUUCACUAGGUAUACGGGUAAAACCUCCGGUACUGCCAAAACUGGAGCAUCACGUCGUACUGCCAAAAACAAAAGAAGGGAAGAUAGAAAACGUGCUCGUGGUAAGAAGGGAACGAUUUACGAAGAAGAAUAUCUUAUUAGCUCCAUAGGUAGAUUGAUUGAUAGGUUGGAAAUCACAAAACCUGAUUCAAUCAAGCUCCUCGAAGCCAUGGUUAAGAGAAAUAUGGUAAGCCAAGCUUAUCUCAUUCAAAGCAACUUUGUCGACAUUUUACAACUUUUAAAGGACACUGUUGUAGAGAUAUACACAGUUGACAAGCGUGACCGUGAAAGAUUGGAUGACAAUGGUAUGAUAUACUAUGUUGACGAAAUACCUGUACCGGUCAUCAAGGACUUUCCUGCUCUUGAUGUUCUUGACUUUUAA
Pichia membranifaciens NRRL Y-2026 is the source of this 4011-nucleotide messenger RNA. RefSeq lists its product as hypothetical. The record is from RefSeq and is a predicted model, not a curated record. The transcript has a single exon. Gene Ontology annotation, cellular component: cytosol; elongator holoenzyme complex. Lineage: Eukaryota; Fungi; Ascomycota; Pichiomycetes; Pichiales; Pichiaceae. Gene Ontology annotation, biological process: tRNA wobble base 5-methoxycarbonylmethyl-2-thiouridinylation. Bases 1 to 4011 code for a protein of 1336 amino acids. Gene Ontology annotation, molecular function: tRNA binding; protein binding.